AUGAACUCAACAUUCCAUCAGCAACAUAACCAUCACCCACAUAUUCCAAUCACCUACACAACGGCCAGCCCAAAAUUCCCAUCAACUAAGCAACCACCGCUCCAACAUUCCCAUCAACUACACCACCGCCACCCCAACAUUCCUAUCACCUACACAACAGCCACUUCCACAUUCCCAUCACCAACACAACAGCCACCCCAACAUUCCCAUUACCUACACAACCGCCACCCCAACAUUCCCAUCACUUACACAACAGCCCCUCCAACAUUCCCAUCACUUACACAACAGCCACCCCAACAUUCCCAUCACCUACACAACCGCCACCCCAGUAUUCCCAUCAACUACACAACCGCCACCCCAACAUUCCCAUCACUUACACAACAGCCCCUCCAACAUUCCCAUCACUUACACAACCGCCACCCCAACAUUCCCAUCACUUACACAACCGCCACCCCAACAUUCCCAUCACUUACACAACCGCCACCCCAACAUUCCCAUCACUUACACAACCGCCACCCCAACAUUCCCAUCACUUACACAACAGCCCCUCCAACAGUCCCAUCACCUACACAACAGCCACCCCAACAUUCCCAUCACUUACACAACCGCCACCCCAACAUUCCCAUCACCAACAAAACAGCCACCCCAACAUUCCCAUCACUUACACAACAGCCACCCCAACAUUCCCAUCACCUACACAACCGCCACCCCAACAUUCCCAUCACCUACACAACCGCCACUCCAACAUUCCCAUCACCUACACAACCGCGACCCCAACAUUCCCAUCAACUACACAACCCCACUCCAACAUUCCCAUCACCUACACAACCGCCACCCCAACAUUCCCAUCAACUACACAACCCCACUCCAACUCUCCCAUCACCUACACAACCGCCACUCCAACAUUCCCAUCACCUACACAACCGCCAGCCCAACAUUCCCAUCACCUACACAACCGCCCCUCCAACAUUCCCAUCACUUACACAACCGCCCCUCCAACAUUCCCAUCACCUACACAACAGCCCCUCCAACAUUCCCAUCACUUACACAACAGCCCCUCCAACAUUCCCAUCACCUACACAACAGCCCCUCCAACAUUCCCAUCACUUCCACAACAGCCACCCCAACAUUCCCAUCACUUACACAACCGCCCCUCCAACAUUCCCUUCACCUACACAACAGCCACCCCAACAUUCCCAUCACCUACACAACAGCCACCCCAACAUUCCCAUCACUUACAACCGCCACCCCAACAUUCCCAUCACCUACACAACCGCCACCCCAACAUUCCCAUCAACUACACAACGCCACUCCGCCACACCAACAUCCCCAUCAACUACACAACCGCCACUUCAACAUUCCCAUCACCUACAUAACCGCCAUCCCAGUAUUCCCAUCACCUACACAACCGCCACUCCAACAUUCCCAUCACCUACACAACGCCACUCCGCCACUCCAACUCUCCCAUCACCUACACAACCGCCACUUCAACAUUCCCAUCACCUACAUAACCGCCAUCCCAACAUUCCCUUCACCUACAUAACCGCCAUCCCAACAUUCCCAUCACCUUCACAACCGCCAGCCCAGUAUUCCAAUCACCGACACAACGCCACUCCGCCACCCCAACAUUCCUUUCACCUACAUAACCCCACUCCAACACUCCCAUCACCUACACAACCGCCACUCCAACAUUCCCAUCACCUACACAACCCCACUCCAACACUCCCAUCACCUACACAACCGCCACCCCAACAUUCCCAUCACCUACACAACCGCCACCCCAACAUUCCCAUCACCUACACAACCGCCACUUCCACAUUCCCAUCACCUACACAACCGCCACCCCAACAUUCCCAUCACCUACACAACCGCCACUUCCACAUUCCCAUCACCUACACAACCGCCACUCCAACAUUCCCAUCACCUACACAACCGCCAGCCCAAUAUUCCCAUCACCUACACAACCGCCACCCCAACAUUCCCAUCACCUACACAACCGCCAGCCCAACAUUCCCAUCACCUACACAACCGCCACCCCAACAUUCCCAUCACCUACACAACCGCCAGCCCAAUAUUCCCAUCACCUACACAACCGCGACCCCAACAUUCCCAUCACCUACACAACCGCCAGCCCAACAUUCCCAUCACCUACACAACCGCCACCCCAACAUUCCCAUCACCUACACAACCGCCAGCCCAACAUUCCCAUCACCUACACAACCGCGACCCCAACAUUCCCAUCACCUACAUAACCGCCACUCCAACAUUCCCAUCACCUACACAACCGCCAGCCCAACAUUCCCAUCACCUACAAAACCUAUUCCCAUCACCUACACAACAGCCACCCCAACAUUCCCAUCAUUUACACAACCGCCACCCCAACAUUCCUAUCACCUACACAACCGCCACCCCAACAUUCCCUUCACCUACACAACGCCACUCCGCCACACCAACAUCCCCAUCAACUACACAACCGCCACUUCAACAUUCCCAUCACCUACACAAGGCCACUCCGCCACACCAACAUCCCCAUCAACUACACAACCGCCACACCAACAUCCCCAUCAACUACACAACCGCCACUCCAACAUUCCCAUCACCUACACAACGCCACUCCGCCACACCAACAUCCCCAUCAACUACACAACCGCCACUUCAACAUUCCCUUCACCUACACAACGCCACUCCGCCACACCAACAUCCCCAUCAACUACACAACCGCCACUCCAACAUUCCCAUCACCUACACAACCGCCACUCCAACAUUCCCAUCACCUACCCAGCCCAACAUUCCCAUCACCUACACAACCGCCAGCCCAAUAUUCCCAUCACCUACACAACCGCCACCCCAGUAUUCCAAUCACCGACACAACGCCACCCCAACAUUCCCUUCACCUACACAACGCCACUCCGCCACACCAACAUCCCCAUCAACUACACAACCGCCACUUCAACAUUCCAAUCACCUACACAACGCCGCUCCGCCACCCCAACAUUCCCAUCACCUACACAACCGCCACCCCAACAUUCCCAUCACCUACACAACCGCCACCCCAACAUUCCCAUCAUCUACACAACCGCCACCCAAACAUUCCCAUCAUCUACACAACCGCCACCCCAACAUUCCAUUCACCUACACAACCGCCACCCCAACAUUCCCAUCACCUACACAACCGCCACCCCAACAUUCCCAUCAUCUACACAACCGCCACCCAAACAUUCCCAUCAUCUACACAACCGCCAUCCCAACAUUCCCAUCACCUACACAACGCCACUCCAACAUUCCAAUCAACUACACAACAGCCACCCCAAUAUUCCAAUCACUGACACAACGCCGCUCCGCCACCCCAACAUUCCCUUCACCUACAUAACCGCCACCCCAAUAUUCCCAUCACCUACACAACCGCCACUUCCACAUUCCCAUCAGCUACACAACAGCAACCCCAACAUUCCCAUCACCUACACAACCGCCACCCCAACAUUCCCAUCACCUACACAACCGCCACCCUAA
Messenger RNA from Haliotis rufescens (red abalone), 3510 nucleotides. RefSeq names its product proline-rich extensin-like protein EPR1. NCBI's taxonomy places the organism in Eukaryota, Metazoa, Mollusca, Gastropoda, Lepetellida, Haliotidae. The coding region runs from base 1 to 3510 and encodes 1169 amino acids. The transcript has 3 exons. The record is from RefSeq and is a predicted model, not a curated record.